CCUUUUCUUUUUCUUUUCUUUUUUCUUAAUUUUUUUUCCUUUAUUUAUUAAUAAUUGUAAAGAAUUGACACGUAUUUGAUGAUAGAGGACACAAUCCUUGUAUAUAAAUACCUAGACAGCCAAUGUAUGCCUUACUCCCAUCAAGAUUUGCAAAAGCCAAACUCACACUUCUCUUUUUUGAGUAUCAAACAUUUUGUAGCUACUAUUAACAACAACUACUACUACUCCACAACAAAUCAAGAAAAUCAAAAGAGAAAAAAGAAAGAUAUGUGUAAUCCAAAACCCUCUUCUCCUUCCUCCUUCAUCUCUCCUAAUAAAACCAUUCUCUUUAACCCCACUAAAACCAUGGCUGCUGCUGAUGAUGAUGAUCAUCAAGACCUCCAUAGGUGGCCAUCCCCUUCCGAGGCCCUUGAAGAAAUGAAAGAGAUAGGAAAAAUAUCCGGGCCAACAGCAAUCACAGGGCUGAUACUAUAUUCAAGAGCCAUGAUAUCCAUGCUGUUCCUCGGCUACCUAGGUGAGCUUGAGCUCGCCGGCGGGUCCCUCUCCAUCGGAGUAGCCAACAUCACCGGCUACUCUGUAAUCUCCGGCCUAGCCAUGGGUAUGGACCCCAUUUGCGGCCAAGCUUACGGCGCCAAGCAGAUGAAGCUCUUGGGCCUCACUCUGCAGCGAACCGUGUUGCUCCUUCUUACAACCUCGAUCCCAAUCUCUUUCAUGUGGCUGAAUAUGAAGAGGAUCUUGCUAUGGUGCAAUCAGGACGAGGAAAUCUCGACCGUUGCUCAGACGUUUAUCGUUUUCGCGAUACCGGAUCUUUUUUUUCUUUCCUUUCUUCACCCGCUGAGAAUCUAUCUGAGGACUCAGGGUGUGACUCUGCCGUUGACUUGCUGCUCCACGGUGUCGGUUGUUCUGCACGUGCCGUUGAAUUUCUUGCUGGUGAGGUAUUUCGGGAUGGGGGUUUCUGGGGUGGCGUUGGCUAUGGCGCUGACGAAUUUGAAUCUGGUGGUUUUGCUCUGCUUGUAUGUUUACUUUUCCGGGGUGUAUAGGGAGUCUUGGGUGGCGCCGAGUGGUGACUGUUUGAGGGGGUGGUCGGCGCUGCUUUCGCUGGCGGUGCCGACGUGUGUUUCCGUUUGUUUGGAGUGGUGGUGGUACGAGCUGAUGAUAAUGCUGUGUGGGCUGCUGGCGAAUCCGAGGGCGACGAUUGCUUCAAUGGGGAUUCUGAUCCAGACGACGUCGUUGGUUUACGUUUUCCCUUCGUCGCUGAGUUUGGGGGUUUCGACUCGGGUGAGUAACGAGCUCGGGGCGCGGCGACCGGCGAGGGCUAGGGUUUCGAUGAUCGUGUCGAUGUUCUGCGCGGCGGCGCUGGGUGUGGGGGCGAUGGCGUUCGCGGUCCUGAUGCGGCACCGCUGGGGGAGGCUGUUCACGGCGGACGCGCAGAUUCUGGAGCUGACGACGGCGGCGCUGCCGAUAGCCGGGCUCUGCGAGCUCGGGAACUGCCCGCAGACAACCGGGUGCGGGGUUCUGAGGGGGAGCGCGCGGCCGACGAUUGGGGCGAACAUCAACCUGGGAUCGUUCUACUUGGUCGGAAUGCCGGUGGCGUUCCUGAUGGGGUUUGUACUGAAGAUGGGUUUCGCCGGACUGUGGGUGGGUUUGCUAGCGGCGCAGGCCUCGUGCGCCGUGCUGAUGCUGGUUGUUCUUUGCAGGACUGACUGGAGUGUUCAGGUUGAGAGAGCCAAGGAACUAACGGCAACACAUCAAUCUCCGUCGCCGGCGCCGUUAAUACUACCGGUUUCGUUAACGGCGGCAGAAGCCAUUAAUAAAAAUGUGCGCAAUAAUAAUAAUAAUAAUAAUGGGAAUUUAUUAUGUGAUAGUGAUGAGUUGGAAAACAUGUCAGCUUCAACUGAAACAGAUCCUCUCAUCGUAAUAACUACACAAAUUCUGCAUUAGCUAUUUUUUUUUUAAUUUUCUUUUUUUUUAAUGGGGCCCUUUGUAUCAAUUUAUGAUGAACGAGGGGGGCCGAUGUGCAAAAUUUUGAAUUUUAUUUUGACCCCUUUUUAAUUUAGAGACCUUCGAUUCCACCCCUCUCCUUUAGCUUUUUAUUAAUUAACAUAUCAGCUAUUAUUAAAUAUUGUUCUCUUCGUUUAUUAUAUUCCUCCUCUUUUUAAGGCA
This is a messenger RNA of Erythranthe guttata (spotted monkey flower), 2163 nucleotides long. RefSeq names its product MATE efflux family protein (gene ZF14). The record is from RefSeq and is a predicted model, not a curated record. Gene Ontology annotation, cellular component: membrane. NCBI's taxonomy places the organism in Eukaryota, Viridiplantae, Streptophyta, Magnoliopsida, Lamiales, Phrymaceae. Gene Ontology annotation, biological process: xenobiotic detoxification by transmembrane export across the plasma membrane. Gene Ontology annotation, molecular function: xenobiotic transmembrane transporter activity; antiporter activity.